Messenger RNA from Spinacia oleracea (spinach), 912 nucleotides. RefSeq lists its product as uncharacterized. The transcript is spliced from 2 exons. Bases 105 to 563 code for a protein of 152 amino acids. NCBI's taxonomy places the organism in Eukaryota, Viridiplantae, Streptophyta, Magnoliopsida, Caryophyllales, Amaranthaceae. The record is from RefSeq and is a predicted model, not a curated record.
CAAAAUUAAUGGGAUACUCACAAAAACUAACUUUUUCAGCUUGUAACAAAUUACAUUCUUAAAUUAUUAUUCGCAGAAAAAGGUCGGGUUUUCAGAAAAAGAAAAUGGGGAGGAAGCACAUCCAGUUAGUAGCAUUUUUCUUCCUGGCCACAGCGGUCGUGCAAAUGGUUUAUGUGAACGCACAAUGUAUCACAACGGGUAACGCGUGUACUACUCCAAACAACUGUUGUCAAACACCAGUCGAACUUGCGUGUGUGAUGGGCGUUUGUACAAAUUGUGAAGAUCACGUAGGACAUUCUUGUACCCUUGGUGUACGUGAAUGUUGUGAUCCUGAAAUCUCAUGUAACAAUAAUGUUUGCACAAAUUGUGAAGAGCACGAAAAUCAUAGUUGUACCAGUGUACGUGGGUGUUGUAAUGAAGAAUUUGCGUGUGUAGACAACAAAUGUACGAAUUGUGAGUCACACGAAGGGCAUACUUGUGAAGUUGGUGGACCACGUGAUUGUUGUCCCGGAAGUGGACUUGAUUGUGCUCAAGUUUCUCCAGGUGUUUUCAAGUGUAUGUAACACUUGAACAAGUAUACUUUCGAUCCACAAUCACAUACUCAUCGAAAUAUCUUUAUGUAUUUCGAUCUUAAUUUGGAUUAUAUUUAUGUAUGUCUUCGUCCUUGGUGUGUGCCGGUACGUACCAUCCUAAGAGAUGUACGAACUGUUCAUUAUUUUGUUGUGUGUGUUCUUUUUUGUUAUUGUGUGCAGUGGGGUGAUCUCAUGAUCUAGCUUGCAUGGUUAUACUUUUCCCGAGUAUUAGCUUUAGCAACUAAUACGAAGUACUCCGUAUGUUUUAUGUAUCACCAUAUAUAUUUAUGAACAAUAAUAUUGAUGAAUUUUCAAGUCCUUUUCCUUCGAUUCUCUCGGC